AUGGAUCAAGAAGGCGAGUCUCGGGAUACCUUUGCCCAAGAAGACCACCAGGUCGCUUACAUCUUUGACCCGGACCAAGACGACAAUGCUCGUCGGGAACCGAGGGCGCCGAAAAGACGGCGAGUAUCCAAGGGCGCUACCAAGAAGAGCGGACAAGCCGACGAGGCGCCGCUUUUUGUGCCGUUGCUCAACGGUGCUGAGCAGGAGGCGUUUGUGAGAUUGAGGCAGACGAGGUUCGAGGAGGCGUGGGCGAUGAUUGAUCUUAGAAUCCAGAUACCCUCUGCGUUUGUCGUGACGGGGCCGAAUAUCGCCUCGCAGGGCUUGUUGUUUGAACAGCUCUCCGAGACGUUGGGCCAGCAGCCCGCGAGUCGGUUUGUGCGGUUGAAGUCCUCGGAGGCGCUGACGCUCAAGGCUGCGCUGAAGAAGACGAUUAGAGAUGCCAUGGCGAUAACGGGAGACGGCGAGGACGAGGAGAUGCAAAUUGAUGAGGUGCCGAACGACAGCGAGGGCUUUGACAGCGGCUUGCUGUCCGACUUGAUUGCUCUGUUCCACUCUUGGCGUCCUCGGAUUCCAUUCACUCUGCUGUUUGGCAUCGCCACCUCGGUGGAGUUACUGCAAGCGCGCCUGCUCAAGUCCGCCUGCCGACUGGUAUACGGCGCGCAGUUCGAUGCCGCCCAGGCCGGCAACAUCCUCGAAACCGUCUUCAAGGGAGCCGUUGCCGCCGCCGAUGUCCCCUUGAUACUGGGUGGCCCUCUUCUCCAGAGCAUGCUGGAUCGACAGCAUGAGCAAGUAGCUGGCAUCCAAUCAUUUAUUAGCUCCCUAAAGUACGCAUACAUGUGUCACUUUUACGCAAACCCACUCAGCAUCCUUUGCUCGUCCGAUGGAGACGACGCUCCCCAGGCAGAGCAUCUCGAAGCUGCUCGUAAUCUACCUUCAUUUCGGCACGCUGUCGAGCGGGAAGUAGAGAAAAACACGAGUGAAUCACUCCAGCACGCCAAGUCUCUGCUUGACAGCAACGAAUAUCUUCUCAAGCAAAUUAGACGGGGGCACAGUAACAAGCAAACCUGGGCUGGGAGAUACCUUCGCGCCCUACUGAUAGUACGAGCUGCGGGUGCGCAACGGGGCGCUUUCUCAAGAGCAUAUGUCGACGGUAUGGGAGGAAGCGAUUCGAUGCCGCCUGGACAGUCUACCCUGGUAGCGCUCAUCCGCAGGAUGAACCCAGAUGAAUUAUCCAGAGUACUUGAUGAUAUCAUUGGGAUUUUCAAAGAGGGAGACGCAAUGCUGCGUUUGGGCCCAUCUACAGACGAGCAGGAUCAACACGUGCAAACGACACUGGAGACCAAGCUUGAGGAGCUGGAGCGGCUCAGAGCCAAGGCAGACAAACAAGGAACGUCGCUACGAAGUAAAUAUAGUGGACAAAGCAAAAUCAUGCGCACAACCGUCAUCGCGCAAAAGGUGCAGCUGAGUCAAGACUCUGCUGCUCUUCGCGAUGAAGAUAAGAUAUUUACUGAGAUUGUCGACCAAGUGACGGCUGCACUGUCUGCUUAUCAUCCGGAUACCAACGCCACCGAGGUUUUGUUUGCUGAGUGCUGGCUCUACGAUUCCAAGUCACCUUCGCGACAAGUAUUUGUUCCUCGACCACGCGCUGUGUUUGAGCGUAGUCUCGCUCGUCCGCACGACUAUCUCGGGUGCUCAUGCUGCAAAACUGAUGGCGGGGGCCUGCAAGCAACACUCCCUGCUACAUCUAUCCUGUACCAAUUGUAUCUUGAAACGGGGAACUUGAUCAACGUGGCAGACUUGUGGUCGGCCUUUCAUACCCUAGUUAAUGAGCAGGAAGAUGAUGAUCGGAAAGUGUUGGUGAUGUUUUAUCGGGGUCUUGCGGAGCUGCGGGCUCUAGGAUUCGUAAAGAGUAGUAAGAAAAAGCUCGAUCACAUUGCCAAGGUGAAGUGGCUGUAG
Molecule: messenger RNA, 1956 nt
Organism: Metarhizium acridum CQMa 102
Lineage: Eukaryota; Fungi; Ascomycota; Sordariomycetes; Hypocreales; Clavicipitaceae
Source: RefSeq, a predicted model, not a curated record